Molecule: messenger RNA, 2697 nt
Organism: Oncorhynchus kisutch (coho salmon)
Lineage: Eukaryota; Metazoa; Chordata; Actinopteri; Salmoniformes; Salmonidae
Gene: pck1
Product: phosphoenolpyruvate carboxykinase 1 (soluble)
Exons: 8
Coding region: 157-2034 (625 amino acids)
Biological process (GO): cellular response to glucose stimulus; propionate catabolic process; hepatocyte differentiation
Cellular component (GO): cytosol
Molecular function (GO): phosphoenolpyruvate carboxykinase (GTP) activity; GTP binding; manganese ion binding
Source: RefSeq, a predicted model, not a curated record
CUAACUGGAUACAAUUCAAGAACAGCUCAUCAGGGAACAACAAAGCAUCAAAACCUCAUCAUCAAGACUAAGCUGAUGAGGCAAAUCUAACUCCUUCUUUAUAACAAAGAAGAAAAGUUCUCCAGUGACAUCCACUUCCAGCCAACAGAACCAACCAUGCCUCCUCAGCUGCAGUCCCAGAACAAGGCAGGCAUCCGGGUUGUCCAGGGGGACCUGGGUGCACUGAGCCCGGCCGUCAAGGAGUUUGUAGAGACUAACAUCAACCUGUGUCAGCCCGAAUCACUGCACAUCUGUGACGGCUCUGAAGAGGAGAACCACACCAUCCUGGCCAAACUGGAGGAGCAGGGCAUGAUCAAGAAGCUGACCAAAUAUGAGAACUGCUGGCUGGCCCGGACAGACCCCAGAGACGUGGCCCGCGUGGAGAGCAAGACGGUCAUCGUGACCCAGGAGAAGAGGGACACGGUUCCGUCUCCACGAGUAGGUGGCAUCAGCCAGCUUGGGCGCUGGAUGUCUCAGGAGGAGUUGGACAAGGCUAUGGACCUGCGCUUCCCAGGCUGCAUGAAAGGUUGUACUAUGUACGUGAUCCCCUACAGCAUGGGGCCUGUGGGCUCUCCCCUGUCUAAGAUCGGAGUGGAGCUGACUGACUCACCUUAUGUGGUGGCCAGUAUGAGGGUGAUGACCCGCAUGGGCAAGGCUGUGCUGACCGCACUGGGAAACAGAGACUUUGUGCGCUGCCUUCACUCUGUGGGCUGCCCCCUGCCACUCAAAAAGCCCCUGGUCAAUAACUGGCCAUGCAACCCUGAGCUCACCCUGAUCGCCCACAUUCCUGACCGUAGAACAAUUGUGUCCUUUGGCAGUGGCUACGGAGGGAACUCCCUGUUGGGAAAGAAAUGCUUUGCACUCCGCAUUGCCUCCCGCAUCGCCAUGGAGGAGGGCUGGCUGGCCGAACACAUGCUGAUCCUGGGCAUUACUAACCCUGCUGGUCAAAAGAAGUAUAUUGCAGCUGCGUUCCCCAGUGCCUGUGGCAAAACCAACCUGGCCAUGCUCAGUCCCACACUCCCCGGCUGGAAGGUGGAGUGUGUUGGGGACGACAUCGCCUGGAUGAAGUUCGAUGACGAAGGCAACCUGAGAGCCAUUAACCCAGAGAAUGGCUUCUUUGGUGUGGCACCUGGAACCUCAGCAAAGACCAACCCCAAUGCCAUGGAAACCAUUUGCAAAAACACCAUCUUCACCAAUGUGGCCGAGACUAGCGAUGGUGGUGUCUACUGGGAGGGCAUGGACCAGGAACUCCCUGAGGGAGUCACGGUGACCUCCUGGAAGAACAACCCCUGGACAUCCCAGGAUGGAGAGCCCUGCGCACAUCCCAACUCCCGCUUCUGCACUCCAGCUAGUCAGUGUCCCAUCAUUGACCCCCAGUGGGAGUCCCCUGAGGGUGUCCCAAUUGAAGCAAUCAUCUUUGGGGGACGUAGACCUGAAGGUGUCCCCCUGGUUUACGAGGCCUUUAGCUGGCAACACGGAGUGUUUGUCGGAGCUUCCAUGAGAUCAGAAGCCACAGCUGCCGCAGAGCACCAAGGCAAGUUGAUCAUGAAUGACCCCUUCGCCAUGCGGCCCUUCUUCGGCUACAACUUUGGCCGUUACCUGUCCCACUGGCUGAGCAUGGCCGGGCGGCCCAACGCCAAGCUGCCGAAGAUCUUUCACGUCAACUGGUUCCGCAAGAGCCAGUCCGGCAGCUUCCUGUGGCCUGGCUUCGGGGACAACAUCCGUGUGCUGGAGUGGAUGUUCCGCAGGUUGGAUGGAGAAGCCGGAGCCAUGCCCUCCGCCGUGGGCUACCUGCCCUGCAAGGGCUCCCUGAACCUGGAGGGCCUGGGGGAGAACCAGGUGAACCUGGAGGAGCUGUUUAGUCUGUCUAAGGACUUCUGGCAAAAGGAGGUGGAGGAUAUUAGGGCCUACUUUGACAUCCAGGUUAAUGACGAUCUUCCCAAUGAGGUGGCCAAGCAGCUAGAGUGUCUUGAGCACAGGGUGAGGCAGAUGUAGGGAGAGAUAGAGACAGAGAGCGAUAAAGAGAAAUGUGGCACUUCUGAGCCCAAAAGCCCUUAGACCUCUACAGACGAGAGAAUAGAGAUCAUUCUAGAAUAUUUAACUGAGCUAGUUAGCUAUUUUCAAAAGACACUUUAGAAACCUGCUGUGUAGAGAACUUUAAUUUUCCUCAAAGUUGUUUUCUAAUUCUCUUGUAAAACAGAAAUCCUCCACUGUUAGCAUAUUUACCUAGUUAAAAUAGAGGUGAAUUACACUUGAAUAAGAUUAGCGAUGAAUUUAAGAAUAUCUGGGAACAGUCUUUGUAGUCCCAAUUGAUCAGUUGCUCAUCUCGGUUUUCAAAGCAUAUGAUGCAGUCCAAACAACUGAUGUCUGUGUUAUUUAACAAUAACUUAUUUAUGCACAAUAGCCAAAGCCAUAUGUUUAUAUGGUAAUUCCAUGUUGGUACAGCGGGUUAGAGGUGAACAUUGCUGUACCAUGGACCCAACCACCUACAUGUAUUUCACCCCUACACAUCUCAAAUGUGUGUAGGUCUUCACUGUUUCUGUUUUGUUAUGUCCUAAUUUAUUUUUGUACUCUAUCGUAUUGCCUUGUUGUUUCUUUUUUGUAAUCUGAAAUCUCAAAAGGAAGACAACAAUAAACUUUAUUUAAACUUUAAAUUCA